GGACUUGUCGUUGACCCGACUGAAGCAACAGCCUAGGCAUGGCUGCCGCUGUACAAUCUCCUUUCGCUACACUACUCAAACGGUCCAAAUUUUCUUCCUUCGACCCACGCAUCGCCCAAGUCUACACCACACACGGUGGUGACGCUCACCGCGGCAACUGGGGCUUCAAACGUCCACUCCCAAUACGCAGACGUGGUGCCUACAUCACAGUGAAGGCUGUCGACUCACUUGAGCAGCAGACAGAAUGGAACUCUGCUGAGCCUCAGGCAAUGUGGAUGAAGAACUGGGAUGAACUACAAAUAAACCCCACGACAGAAGAAUUGCGUCGGGCUUCGAACGCAGAAACUGGUGAUUUGGUAGACUCGGAGUACGCCCCAAUGCGGACGGACCCAAUAAGUUGGCGCUCAUCUGCUGUCCCUAAUAUCCAUGCCAUGUCCAACUUGGAAUUCAAGAAGUAUGUUGCGCAUAUCCGUCGCAGACGCGGAGACUUCUUUAAAUACCAGGAGAUGAAGGCGGAAGCAUUAAAGAUGGAGAGAGAGAAGAAGCAGCAGCAGGCUUUGAAGGAGGCGAAGGCGGACGUGUCCAAGGAAUCGUCUACGUCCAAGGCAUCGCCUAAAGAGAAAAGAGCCCCUCCCGAAAAACUUCGAACAGAUUAUACCCUUGAUGACUUCGCUAUAUGGGAGUCUGAAGGGGUACGAGAGCGUCCUCGAUCACGUUCACUCGAAAGCGUACCGCAUCGCUCCGCAGGUCUUCAUUACCCCCAUUUCUCAGCACUUCAAACAUAUCUCUCUACAAAGGAACACAAAGGACGACUAGUGGAAGACAUGAAGGGCGAGAAAGGAAAACCGAUCUAUUUCGUGGCAUCAUACGCUGGUAUGGGCACCAUCGUGCUGCAGAAGAACAAGGGAGUGGCCAAAGUGAUGACGUGGGGCGACCCGAGCGCAACUGGAGUGACGAAACUGAGGCCCGAGUCCGUAUCGUUGGAGAAGGCUCCGGAGGUGGUGUACAAGAGGCAGGGAUUGAAAGCGGCCAAGCUCUCGAUGAAAGCGUUUGAAAAUGAUGCGCAGAGUCAUUCCCAGAGCAACACUCAUAGACCCGGAUCACUGGAGUACAUCACAGCUGAACCCUUGAAGUCUUUCGCCAAUCACACCCCACACCUUAGGCGCCCGAGGUACGAUAAUGUCGUGCGCAGGUCAACGCAAGCACAAUCACAAAGUUCCUCCGGUGGAACGACCUUGGAUUAUUUGAAGGGGAUACUUGGGCGGGAUCAAGGUACGAACGGAGUUCCAGAGGAGGGAAAGUCAUAAUUAUAUUUAGUAUAGAAUACACUUGAAUUGUGGCUUGACAGUGGACACGAUGUGACACAAAACGCGU
This is a messenger RNA of Suillus clintonianus, 1374 nucleotides long. Its product is annotated as mitochondrial ribosomal protein subunit-domain-containing protein. Bases 39 to 1307 code for a protein of 422 amino acids. Lineage: Eukaryota; Fungi; Basidiomycota; Agaricomycetes; Boletales; Suillaceae. The transcript has a single exon. The record is from RefSeq and is a predicted model, not a curated record.